CCAUAUACAUACGGUUACUUUCGCGUCAAAAAUUCCGUAUUCGUAGCCCCUGUCCACUUUUUCCUUCUCUCUCUCUCGUGCCCUAAAAACAGACAGAAUGGAAGACAACGAGACCGUAAUCCAACAAACGAAUCGGGAAGAUUUCGGAAAGUCGGAGUACGGCUGCGAGCAUUAUAAGAGACGAUGCAAACUUCGCGCCCCUUGCUGCGGUCAGAUCUUCUCUUGCCGCCACUGUCACAACGCCGCCACGAGCGCUUUGAGCAAUCCCAAGGAUCAUCAUGAACUCGUUCGGCGGGAUGUUUCGCAAGUCAUCUGUGCAGUCUGCGAUACCGAGCAACAGGUUGCUCAUGUGUGCUCAAGAUGUGGCGUCAAAAUGGGAGCAUAUUUCUGUGAAAUUUGCAGAUUCUACGAUGAUGAUACCACGAAGGAACAGUUCCAUUGUGAUGAUUGUGGUAUUUGUAGAGUUGGUGGUCGGGAGAAAUUCUUUCACUGCAAGAAGUGUGCAUCUUGCUAUUCAGUGGAUCUGCAUGAUAAUCACUUGUGCGUUGAGAACUCCAUGAAGAAUCAUUGCCCCAUCUGUUAUGAGUAUCUAUUUGAUUCGGUCCAAAGCACAGCAAUAAUGAGGUGUGGACACACAAUGCAUAAGAAUUGCUUUGAUGAUAUGCUUUGCCAGAAUCAGUAUCGUUGUCCUAUCUGCUCGAAGUCAGUGUGUAACAUGUCAAGAGCCUGGGAAAGAUUAGAUGAGGAGAUAAAAGGUACUGCGAUGCCUGAGGAAUACCAUUAUGAGGUUCAAAUCCUCUGCAACGAUUGUAACAGUCGGAGUGAAGCGUUCUUUCACAUCUUUGGGCACAAGUGCAGGCACUGUAAUUCAUAUAACACCAGGGUGAUUAAGGGCAGAUCCAGCUGACCAAAAUUGUUGAUCUACGGCGCACAUUUGAUAUUCCUAAUUGGUUUUGCUUCCAUAUUUUUGACCCUAUUAAGCAGGUCAUUUCUUGUUGGCUGUUGUACAACACACAAGUUGUAACAUCAUUCUCCUCUGAUUAGCCCAGCUUGGCUACUGUUAGGAAAGGACCAAUUUCUUGUGCUUGGUUAGGUGAUCUUUCAAGGCAAAGAAGUGUUAUAGUAUCUUUCAAGGUUGAAUUGAUAUUUCUUUUAUGUUUCGACAAUAGGCUGAAUGCAUGAGUUUACACGUCUUUUGCAUCUGUAAA
Rhododendron vialii is the source of this 1208-nucleotide messenger RNA. RefSeq names its product E3 ubiquitin-protein ligase MIEL1. Lineage: Eukaryota; Viridiplantae; Streptophyta; Magnoliopsida; Ericales; Ericaceae. The coding region runs from base 98 to 907 and encodes 269 amino acids. Gene Ontology annotation, molecular function: zinc ion binding; ubiquitin protein ligase activity. Gene Ontology annotation, biological process: protein ubiquitination; ubiquitin-dependent protein catabolic process. The transcript is spliced from 12 exons. The record is from RefSeq and is a predicted model, not a curated record. Gene Ontology annotation, cellular component: nucleus.